Messenger RNA from Salvia miltiorrhiza (redroot sage), 1046 nucleotides. Its product is annotated as caffeoyl-CoA O-methyltransferase-like. Lineage: Eukaryota; Viridiplantae; Streptophyta; Magnoliopsida; Lamiales; Lamiaceae. The transcript is spliced from 3 exons. Gene Ontology annotation, molecular function: S-adenosylmethionine-dependent methyltransferase activity; O-methyltransferase activity. Bases 17 to 385 code for a protein of 122 amino acids. The record is from RefSeq and is a predicted model, not a curated record.
AGAGAGAGAGAGAGAGAUGGCGCAAACUGCUGUGGCGACAGAAAACCAGGCCGGCAGGCAUCAGGAGGUUGGGCACAAGAGCCUCUUGCAAAGUGAUGACCUCUACCAGUACAUUCUUGAAACCAGUGUCUAUCCCAGAGAGCCAGAGCCCAUGAAAGAACUCAGGGAAAUAACCGCCAAUCAUCCAUGGAAUAUAAUGACGACAUCUGCGGAUGAGGGCCAAUUCUUAAACAUGCUUCUGAAGCUCAUCAAUGCCAAGAACACCAUGGAGAUUGGAGUUUACACCGGCUACUCUCUCUUGGCUACGACCCUUACUCUUCCCGACGACGACAAGGUAAUAAUCAUUCGAUAUAGAAACACCAUUUUUAUUUUAAUAAUUAAAUAGCUUACCGAAAAAAAAUUAAACAUACUCUCUCCGUCCACAAAAAUAUGCCAUAAGGAAUGGUGGCACGAGUUUUAAGAAAACUUGUGUUAUUUAUUUAGAGAAUAAAGAAAGGCGACCACAAAUUAAUAAAAAUGAAAAAAUUAAUUAAGUUAGUAAGCGGAGAAAGGGGCCCACAAGUUAGUGAGUGGAGAAAUUGACCUACAAAUUAGUAUUACAAAAAAUUGAUUAGGGCAUCUUUUUGUUGACAGACCAAAACAACAAAUUAAGACAUUUUUUUGUGGACAGAGGGAGCAACAACUUUGGGCUCUUAAACAAAUUCAAAUUAUAUUAAUAUUAAAAUUUUAUAUUUAAAAAAUCCAAAACAAAUUAAAAAAACCAGAAAAAUAUGAAUAAUAUAAAAAGAAAAAUAUAACAACAAAUAUAUUUAUAUAAAUACAUAAAUAAUUCAUAUACAUAAUCAAAUAAAUCUAUCUAAUAUUUUAAAUUAUAAUUUUAAGAUAUAUGACUAAUUUUUUAUUUACAAAUUCAUAUUAAAUUAAUAUAAAUUACCUUCUCCUUAAUUUCAUUAAAAAUUACUAUAAUUUAAACAUAUUUAAUUUUUAAAAUAAUUAUAAUUAAAUAACCAUGUAAACUUUUUUGAAAAGAAAUGACAACUAUUUAU